AUCGAUAUAUACCAACUUGCCUAUUGCAGUUAUUAUCGAUUACUGUGUAUAUUUUUAUGCCGACAUAUACAGCGAUUGAUUCCUAGCUUAAAAAAUGACCGCAUCAAUUACGACAAAGAGCACGCUCAUCUCCUCAAUUAUCUCCGGUAUAUUGAGCUUGCUUAUAUUUGCAACGUUGCGCUUCUACGCACAGUGGUUCAAUGACUCGCAAUUAAACAUUUUGUUUGGCGGCUACUUGUUUUCCUGGCUCUUCAUAUUAAGCCUCACUUGUAUAUCAAAUGCCGAGAUGUUGAUAUUCGGUCCCGAUUUCCAAGCAAAACUUGUCCCCGAAAUUAUUCUCUGCCUAUCGUUGACAGCAGCGGCAGCCGGCGUCGUUCAUCGCGUUUGUGCCACAACAAGUAUUAUGUUCUCUUUGGUCGGACUAUAUUUCAUCAAUCGAAUCUCAUCGAAGUAUUAUAACAAUGCAGUGAUUGCAGUGGAUGCCCCUUUGCGUAAGAGUGGAAAAAAAUUCAAAUAGAUUGCAUAUUUAAUGUAUGUAAAAUUUUAAAAUAUAUAAAUGGAAAAAUACAUUGUAUAAGCUAAAAGUAAUAAAUGAGAAAUUGUAUAA
Messenger RNA from Drosophila nasuta, 607 nucleotides. Its product is annotated as protein KRTCAP2 homolog. Gene Ontology annotation, biological process: protein N-linked glycosylation. NCBI's taxonomy places the organism in Eukaryota, Metazoa, Arthropoda, Insecta, Diptera, Drosophilidae. The record is from RefSeq and is a predicted model, not a curated record. The transcript is spliced from 3 exons. The coding region runs from base 95 to 517 and encodes 140 amino acids.